AUGGAUGGCCGGCGACCGCACGAGUUUCGAUCUAUGGAGCUGACCGUGUCGCCGCAUGCGUCUGCUACGACGUCACUGGUGCCGACGACUGCGUCGGCAUCCGUGCGACCUGAUGGCUCGGCGAAAGUAACCCAAGGACUCACCAGUGUGACGGCAUGUAUAUAUGGUCCACGCGAGCCGUCGCGCAUGGCGCGUACGCCGAUCGUGCGUCCGAACCGUGCGAGCAUCCACGCUGAGAUUGCCAUGGCGCCGUGGGGUGGCCAAGAUUGGCGGCAUCGCUCGCGUAACGACCGGCGCAUUGUUGAAUGGGCGAAUGCCCUGCGCUCAACAUUUGAGCCAGUGGUGCAGCUGCACCUGUAUCCCCGUGCGCAGAUCGACAUGGUGCUGUAUGUUCAUCAGCAGGAUGGAGGCGUGCUGCCUGCCAUGAUCCACGCGUGUACACUGGCACUGAUGGAUGCGGGUGUGGCCAUGAGCGACUAUGUAACAGCGAUGACAUGUGGCCUAUACGGCUCGACGGCGCUACUGGACCUGAAUGUGACGGAACAGAUGGAUCUGCCGUAUGCAACCGUGGCUAUUCUGCCGCGCACGGGCGGUGUGCCACUACUUCAGCUCGACACGCGUAUGCACAAGGACCGCUUUGACACGAUGAUGCGAACGUGCGUCGAAGCGGCCGAUGUGCUACAGAGCGAGUUGGACGCAGCCAUCCGUGGCCGAACGGCGCAGCUGGUGGAGGCCGCCGUAGCGUCGCGACCGAGGCCCAUGGAUCGAUAG
This is a messenger RNA of Malassezia restricta, 771 nucleotides long. RefSeq names its product exosome complex component RRP41. Gene Ontology annotation, cellular component: cytoplasmic exosome (RNase complex); nucleolus; nuclear exosome (RNase complex). The record is from RefSeq and is a predicted model, not a curated record. Lineage: Eukaryota; Fungi; Basidiomycota; Malasseziomycetes; Malasseziales; Malasseziaceae. Gene Ontology annotation, biological process: U4 snRNA 3'-end processing; poly(A)-dependent snoRNA 3'-end processing; rRNA catabolic process. The coding region runs from base 1 to 771 and encodes 256 amino acids. The transcript has a single exon.